GUCCACAUAGAACAGAAGAUCUCAUUCCCCAUUUAUCCAUCAGUUUUUUCGAAGCAUUUCCUACAGAGAGUUAGCGUUGUUGAAUUGCUUUGCUUUCUUUCUAGUCCGACUCCAUGUCAUCCCACCAGCAGAGCUACAAAACAGGCGAGACCAAAGGCCAAGCUCAGGAAAAGAUGGAUCAGACGAUGGGGAAGGGAAGAGAGGCUGGAGAGGCAAUGAAAGACAGUGCAUACACAGCCAAGGACAAGACAUCAGAGACUGCCCAGGUAGCCGGAGACCGGGCACGAAAGGGCAUGGAUCAGAUGAUGGGGAAGGGAAGAGAAGCCGGAGAGGCAAUGAAAGACACUGCAUACAGAGCGAAGGACAAGACAUCAGAGACUGCCCGAGCUGCCGGAGACCGGGCACGAGAGAGCACGGAUCGGAUGAUGGGGAAGGGAAGAGNGAGCACGGAUCGGAUGAUGGGGAAGGGAAGAGAGGCCGGAGAGGCAAUGAAAGACAGUACAUACAGAGCGAAGGACAAGACAUCAGAGACUGCCCAAGCUGCCGGAGGCCGGGCACGGGAGAGCAUGGAUCAAACAGGGAGUUAUCUCAAGGAGAAGUUCGAUGCGGCGAAAGACAAUGUAUCAGGGAGUGGCGGAGUUACCGGAGGCCGUACCCAAGAGAUGAAGGACCAAACAGGCAGCUAUAUCAGUGAGAAGACCGACGCGGCAAAACACAAGGCCUCAAAGGCUGCCCAAUCUGCACGAGACAACGCUGGUUCAGGCAAAGAUAAGACGGGCAGCUUCCUGCAGGAGAAGAGUGAGGAGGCUGGCCAGUCGGCCGAAGCGGGCAAGGAGAAGACGGGCGGUAUCCUGCAGCAGACAGGGGAUCAGAUGAAGAACCUGGCUCAGGGUGCAGCUGAUGCCGUGAAGCACAGCUUGGGCCUGGAUGGAAGUAGCAAUGAAGAUGCCAAAAGGGAUUAACUAAUUAAGUUGGUGAUGGACUCCUGUCAUGUGUGGGUGUGAUGUGGCGCAUCAUUUCAUUAAUAUUCUGUGUCUUUGGUGAGCUCCUGGGGAGUUGUUUGAUGUUUAAUCGCUUGCAGAAAGGGGACUAGAGGAACUGGAUUGUGGCCAGAAGAAUUGUAAGUUCUUUGGUUUAUCAUUCCAUCAAAAUGUAAUCUUAAAUAAGGUUUCCCCUCUACCAGUGCCAAUGUGUGAUCUGUUUUUUUUCUUUUUUUUUUUUUUUGUUAAUGACAAUAAAUUUAAAGAUAGAUCUGUUCUUCACCA
Molecule: messenger RNA, 1265 nt
Organism: Nelumbo nucifera (sacred lotus)
Lineage: Eukaryota; Viridiplantae; Streptophyta; Magnoliopsida; Proteales; Nelumbonaceae
Cellular component (GO): nucleus
Source: RefSeq, a predicted model, not a curated record